UCAGAAUUGUCGCAUUAUCGAAAUUAUGCCGUUCCAUGCCGCUGUAGUCAACUGCGUUAUAAUGCGUCGCAUCUAUCCUGCGACCUGAGGCUUCAACCAUCUUGAUCAACUCUCCCUUGUUCUUCUACAAACCAAUGAUGGAAAACUCAUUGAAAUCCGAGUCUCCAGCUCAGACACUGGCAGAUGCCCAGCUGCCAGAAUACACCUUGGCUGAAGUUGCUACGCAUAAUCGAAAAGAUGAUUUAUGGAUUGCCAUUCACGGACAAGUAUUCGACGUGACCACCUAUCUCGUGGACCACCCUGGCGGAAUAGAAGUGCUCCUGGAGACCGCAGGCACAGAUGCCACUGCUGAAUUUGAGGAUGCUGGUCAUUCGGAAGACGCGUAUGAGAUUCUGCAAGAAUACUUGGUUGGCAAUUUGAAAGACGCGAAAAAAUAUGCCCCCCCCAAAGCUGUUCGCGUUAUCCCUCACAAAUUCGAGGAGAAAACAGCAUCGGGUUCACCAGCAGCCCGAUCAGCUGGUGCACUUGCCACUGCCCUGGGUACGGCGACAGCCCUGCUGUAUGUCGCCAAUCGAAGCAAACUAGGCGCCAUUGAUAUGAGGAAAGCCCUUGGCCAUGUCAUUCCCUCAAAGCUCAAUGUGUUCAGACUUCCAGGCGGGGAGUUUGCUCACGGCUUUAUUAUGGCCACUGCUGUAUGUGCAGUGAUGGGUAGCCUGAUCGCGCAACAGGCUGUGAAGUUCACUAAGAUUGAGUCUGGAUUCCUGAGGUAUCCGCCACGCAUCAAGGCCCGAAAGCGCCCAAGGGUUGACCCGCACUUGGUCAAGGGCUUUCUUGACGCAAAAGAAUACCGGCGCCUACCUUUGGUGCAGAAGGAUGAAGUGGCUUCGAAUGUGUACCGCUUUGUUUUCGCAUUGCCUGAUCAGAAAGGAGUCAUCGGCCUUCCGAUCGGACAACACGUUGCCAUCCGAGCUGUUAUCAACGAUACCACCGUAAGUCGAUCAUACACGCCGGUGUCUAAUAAUAUUGAUCUGGGCCGCCUCGAGCUGCUCGUCCGAUGUUAUCCAGACGGGCUUCUAAGCGGCCAGUACCUUGCCAAUUUAGAAGUGGGCGACGAGGUGGAGUUCCGUGGACCCAAGGGCUCGAUGAAGUACACCCGAGGCAUUUGCAAGAAGAUUGGAAUGGUCGCUGGAGGGACAGGCAUCACUCCCAUGUACCAAUUAAUCCGAGCAAUUUGUGAGGAUGACCGCGACACGACGGAAAUCUGCCUUAUCUACGCAAACCGGACGUACCAAGAUAUCCUACUGCGCGAGGAGCUCGAGACUUUUGCACGCAGGUAUCCUAAGAAUUUCAAGCUCUGGUACAUGCUUGACACAGCGCCCGAGGGAUGGCAAUUUGGCUCAGGCUACGUGACUCAAGCCGUGCUUAAUGAGCAUCUACCGACACCUUCACCAGAUACUAAGAUUCUGUUAUGUGGCCCUCCGCCGAUGGUUAGCGCCUGCAAGAAGACAUUGGUAGCGAUGGGAUUCCAGGCACCCGGGGCGAUGUCGAGGAUGAGCGACCAAAUUUUCUGCUUCUGA
This is a messenger RNA of Aspergillus homomorphus CBS 101889, 1577 nucleotides long. RefSeq names its product putative cytochrome b5 reductase. Bases 135 to 1577 code for a protein of 480 amino acids. Gene Ontology annotation, cellular component: endoplasmic reticulum. NCBI's taxonomy places the organism in Eukaryota, Fungi, Ascomycota, Eurotiomycetes, Eurotiales, Aspergillaceae. The record is from RefSeq and is a predicted model, not a curated record. Gene Ontology annotation, molecular function: oxidoreductase activity; heme binding. The transcript is spliced from 2 exons.